Messenger RNA from Aphanomyces astaci, 741 nucleotides. RefSeq lists its product as hypothetical. The transcript has a single exon. The record is from RefSeq and is a predicted model, not a curated record. The coding region runs from base 93 to 632 and encodes 179 amino acids. Lineage: Eukaryota; Oomycota; Saprolegniomycetes; Saprolegniales; Verrucalvaceae.
CAAAACGCUGACAUCCCCCGUCUGUAUACGAGCGCACUUCCAUUCUCACCUCGGGCCCCUCAAGCCACAUAUUCACCACUACAACCGCAACCAUGUCAUCCAACCAAGACCAGCCCACUGCAGUCACGACGAUGCCAGACGUCAAGGUCGUGGUAGCCGACGACGGACAAAGUAACGUCGUCCUGCUCACGGGGCAGUGGAAGGCAGGGCUAUUCUCGUGCUGCGACCAACUCAUCCCCAACUGCCUCUGCGCGUGCUGCUGCCCUUGCGUGAGUUUGGCUCAGAUCGUGGCGCGUCUCGGUGUGGGGGACUUCCUCCUCACGGCCAUCGUGGCCUGUCUGCUCAUGUUCACCGGCUUUGGGGGGCUCCUCAUCUUUCUCUACGUGUUCUACCUCCGCUACAAGUUCCGUACGAUGCUGCAAAUCCCUGGCUCAGCGUGUGCCGAUUGCUGUGCCGCGCUGUGCUGCAACUGCUGCGUGCUGGCCCAGCUCGCUACCCACGCCGACUCGUAUACCCCCGGGAAGUGCGACUUUAAUGCCAAAGCUACGCUGCCAGGUUACAGUGACAUGUUUUCCCGUCCUGCUCCCGUAGAGCCAACGCCGGCCGCGGGCGUUCCCACCAAGAACGUCUAAGUUGACACAAAUGAACCCAACAUGCAGAAUGUCCAAGGCCCCCCACUCUACAGCUCUAAUUUUCUUCCCUUACACUUUAACAGUUAACAUGACUGAAUACUACAUGACA